Pneumocystis jirovecii RU7 is the source of this 393-nucleotide messenger RNA. RefSeq lists its product as uncharacterized. NCBI's taxonomy places the organism in Eukaryota, Fungi, Ascomycota, Pneumocystomycetes, Pneumocystales, Pneumocystaceae. Gene Ontology annotation, molecular function: protein-macromolecule adaptor activity. Gene Ontology annotation, cellular component: membrane; endoplasmic reticulum. The record is from RefSeq and is a predicted model, not a curated record. The transcript is spliced from 4 exons. Bases 1 to 393 code for a protein of 130 amino acids.
AUGUUAAACGGAUUACCCGAAGGAUAUCUUCCUAAAUGGAAUCUCAUUGUUUCAGUAAUAGCUUUCUUCAAUACAAUGCAAACUUAUGUUAAUUUGAAAUUGACUCGACGUUUAUAUAAUACUUCUGAUCAAGUAAACGCUCUUGGAGCAAGACUUUUUGGGACUUGGACACUGGUCUCUGCAGUUGUAAGAUUUUAUGCAGCUUAUCAUAUUUCUAAUUCUGUUGUUUACGAAAUAACAUUAUGGACAUAUUAUAUCGCGGCAUUCCAUUUCAUUAGUGAAUGGCUUGUAUUUAAAAGCAGUAAAUUUGGUGCACCACUUGCAGGACCACUUGUUGUUUCUACCCUAACUAUUAUUUGGAUGAACAUAUCUCGUGACAAUUACAUAAAUUAG